AGCUGAUUUGACGGCGCUCUGUGUGUGUGAGGAGCGGAUCUUGACUUUCUCCGUCCAGGCUGCUCCAGAGACCGUCGUAACACCCCUCCAGGAAGAGGUCUACCUGCCGGGGCGCCUAGGACUGGCUCGGUGGAUUGUACGACUAAACUCUAGGAUUUUAUUUUCUCAAGAAAAACACAGAACGUCGUUUCAGUCUGGAGAUCUCCAGCGUUUGGAUGUCACAUUCCUGUCGUUUCUGAAGAGCUCGGCCCGACAGCACACACAGCGAGGCUGCCUGGGAUCAGAUCCUUCAUCACCCCUUUUCUUCUUUUUUUCUGAGGAGGGAUCAAGACGAGAGAGUGCGUGUGUUAUGAAGGGAAGAGGACCCGGUGUUUGCUUAAAUAUGUCUUCUCCGUGUGUAAGAGAAAGACACAGGGAGCUGUUCUGAGGUCAAGGCCUCCCUCCUCCUCCCCCAGGAGUCCCAUGACAGCGUGAGGCACAACCCCGGGGUUGCUAUAGCUACGCCGACCGACUUAAAUAUUUGAAAACUCACUUGGAGAAGCAACACAGACUGGAUCUACUGGUUGGCAGUGGAAAGAGCCGGAGGGGCAUCUUAACAAGUGAGUUAGCUUUGUUUCUCCUGCUGGUUUUAAUCACCAUGAGAAACUGACUACUACCCAAACAUAAAGAGGUGUUUCCCAGUGAGUGGACCUGAGGACACUAACCCGUCCUCUCAGAUAACAAGAGACUUCUCUUUGGAUCACCUUACGUCGACCUGUCAGAAGCACAAUGCCGGCAAAGACGCCAAUGUACUUAAAAACUACAACUCCCAAGAAGGGAAAGAGACCGAGGCUCCGUGAUGUCCUCUCAGGUGACAUGAUCAGCCCCCCGCUGGGCGAUGUGCGUCACAGCGCCCAUGUGGGGCCCGAAGGGGAGGGCGACAUGUUUGGAGACGUGGGUUUCCUGCAGGGUAAGAUGGACAUGCUGCCGGCCCAGAGUCGGGUGCAGGACGGGCGGUCCCACAGCGUGGAGACACACCUGGAUGACGGCUUCACCGCGAGACAGGACACACACAACUACGCCUACAAUGGUUACCACUACCAGCACACCGCCACCGGCCUCCUGAAGACCACCAUCUCCAUGCCUGUGUUCAUCUCCCACGAACAGGCUCCGCCCAAACCCCCACGCCUCCACCUGGACGACCCCUCCUCGUCUUCUCUGCCUUCCCAGCAAAACAGCUUGCACCCCCAUCAGCAGCCUGCGGACACAAGCCCCAAACAGGCAAACGGCUACAGGCACACAGAUGACCACAGCCGGGUCUUUGAGAACCAGCUGGGGGGCCGUUUGGCGUCAGAGCCCUGCCGUGACAUCUCCCUCUGCCCAGCCAUCCGCAUGCUCGUCCCCUCCUCCGGCUCCUUCUCAGAGGCCUCAUCUGAGGACUCCAUGUCAGAAACCUGCGGGCCGCUGGACGGUCGCCGGGGCCUCAGCCUGGACUCUGAUGCCGGCCUGAGCAACGAGGAUUUGAGGAGUGAGCGCAGCGAGUCGCCCUGCGCGGCCUUCCAUCCGGCCAGUCUCACAGUGUCAUCUGGGGUGUCACGGUCAGACUCUAUGGCCGGCUUGAACUUGGAUCUGGGCCCGUCUAUCAUGGAGGACGUCCUGAGUAUCAUGGACCGCUACAAGACUGAGGACAACCGCUGUGAGCUGUGAAGAAAGGUUAAAGGGUAACUUCUGCAUUUUUCAACCUGGACCCUAUUCUCUCAUGUUUUUGUUCCUAAGAGACUGAUUUGAACAACAAUCUAUGAAAUGAGUCCAGUAUUAAGCAAGAUGCAAUAAGAUGCAAUGUAAUGUUAAUAUGCAAUUACAAACCUUUAAUUUACGUCCACAAAAAGUCUUGUUUUUCCAUAUGCAGGCUCAGAUUAAACGUGUUUGACAUCCUUAUGGAAAGGAUCCCUACAGAGAUAGAGCUUUUUAUUAAAGAAUAAGCCUAAACAGGUCUAAACUGCCCUGAAAUUGCCAUCACCAAACUCACCAGACACCAUUAAAAUAAACAGUAAUUUUGUCAUCGUAAAACACACUUCUAUUAGGGUUGACAGAAACAAAAUAAAACGAAUCAAAAGCCGUCUUGGCUUGUCUUUCCACUGUUCUAACAAUCACCACUCUGGUGUGGUGUAAAUAACCUCCUAAUUCACUCAUUUACAUGUGGAAUUAUGCUGGCUCCACACACGCUAAAAGUGCUGAUUACUUUCAUAGAGUCUGGUGAGUUUGGCAAUAGCGAUUUUGGGGCUGGUUCUGUUUUAAAUAAAAAGGACAAUCUCUGUAGGGAUCCUUUCCAUGAUGUUGUCAGCGCUUUGGAAUAAUAAUCUGAGCCUGUCAGCGGCAAAAACUGUUGUUUUAGAGGACGCUGACUGAACAUCUGCCCUGCAGGAUGACACUGGAGCCCGGUUCUUGGAUGCUGGUCACAGCCUUCUCGCUCAAUACUGGAUUCAUUUCAAAGAUUUUUUCACAUUAGUCACUUAGACACCGACGUAGGAAAAGGGGGUCUAGGUUGAACAAUAUCAGAGUUACCAUUUAAUGUGAUGUACAGAUAUUUUACACAUAGUUUAAUAAAUCCUUAAAGACUUGGUAAAGAUAUAAGGAUGGAGGAAUGGAGGGUGGAGAAAAUGUAUGUUUCCAGAAGACUUGACAGCUGAGUUUAAAGGCCGUUGAAAGAUUUAAGAAAGACGAGAAGCAGAUGGACAUUGUUGUGAAGUGUUGGGACGUCGCUGCCGACGUACCGACAGCCGAGGCAACAGGCUGGUCCUCAGGAGCCUUCAUCCAAGCUGAACCUAACAAACACUCAAACUGUAAGAUUACAAAGUCACCUUGUUAUCACAAACUCAUUCCCCUUUCCUGUGGGCGAAACACCAGCCACAACCCACAUUGUUUUGUCUCUCGAUCGGACCUGUGCUGAGAAUGUUCUGCUUGUUAAUGGUUAACAAGAGUCAGAUAUUAACGUGUCAACACGGACUCGGGAGAAAUCAGCAGCUGUGAGCAGCCGGACUCACUCAUCCACUGUGGAAACUACAGCUACUGAUAAAUAAUGUCUUACAACUGCAGAUGUUUAAACUACACACUCAGUCACAUUAAGCUGAACUGCAAACAUGAAUACUUUAAUGCUGAAGGCCAUAUUCUGUCCAGAUUCCUCUUGGCAGCCGGAAAUGUUUCAGAACACUAUUGUAUAUUAAUAUUUUAUCUGGUUAACUGUACUGCUUCAAUGCCAGAUGAAUGUGAAAACUUCUGAUUUUACUCUCCUUUUUUAAAAGAUGUAAGGUAAAAUAGUCCCUAGUGUUAAUAAUGAACAGCAGCCCUGACAUUUCACUGUCUCUCUUUUGAUCAGAGGGAAACUGAAGAAGCUUAUUCUUGUAGUUUAAAUAAGAAAAGGCUUGACGUUUGAGAAAUGUGCCGCUUUGUAGGUCAUUUUUUCAAUUAUCUGUCUUUUUAAAAACACUCCUCUUCCAUGUUGCGGCUCACUGUCCGCAUUAUCACAGCAGCCUAUUAUUCAAAUGUCUUUUGAGCUGUAUAAAUGUAUCACUGUAAAUGUAAGAAUAAAACGUUCCUACAAAGAAAA
Messenger RNA from Etheostoma cragini (Arkansas darter), 3586 nucleotides. RefSeq lists its product as uncharacterized. NCBI's taxonomy places the organism in Eukaryota, Metazoa, Chordata, Actinopteri, Perciformes, Percidae. The record is from RefSeq and is a predicted model, not a curated record. The transcript has 2 exons. The coding region runs from base 769 to 1686 and encodes 305 amino acids.